Messenger RNA from Bactrocera neohumeralis, 633 nucleotides. RefSeq lists its product as uncharacterized. The transcript has 2 exons. The coding region runs from base 147 to 584 and encodes 145 amino acids. Lineage: Eukaryota; Metazoa; Arthropoda; Insecta; Diptera; Tephritidae. The record is from RefSeq and is a predicted model, not a curated record.
AUAAAAACAAAACAAAAAACGUAAAAAGAAAAAGAACUUAAUGCCAAAUUCUUUACAAAUAUUAUAUCUGUGCUUAUAUUUAUAAUUAAACUAAAAACGCUGGAAUUUAUAUAAUUAAAUCUUCGUUUUAUAUAAACAACAAAAAAAUGGCCGAAGUCGAUGAACUAAAUAAGGAAUUCGAAUGUGCAAUGAAACAGUUCGAAAGAGCUCAUCAGCAUUUGAAUUACCGCGAGAAAUCCAUUGCUACCGAGUGGUUAAAAAAAUUGAAAAAAGCCAACAGCUCGAUAGAAGAUUUGAAACUACGUUUAGACUUCAUCGAUUACUUCAUCAAUUGUUCCAAGUGCAGCAUUUUCAGUACAGAACCAUUCAAUAAAGUGCCGCAUCCAAAUGCUCCUUUGCAGAAGUUGCGUAAUAUGCUGCCAACCAGUCAUAAAAUUCGUAGUGUUGACGCAACUUCCGAUGAACAACGUAAACUUUAUGUUGAGGAAAUGUUUGAUAAUAUGGCGGAUAGAGGUGCCUUUCUCUCCGAUCAGCCAGUGCCAUUGGACGGUACAUUCUUCUUGGUGAUUAUAAAUCAAAAAUAAAUGUUCCAAAUCAUAUAUGUUUUAUUUUUUAUUUAUUUACAAAUUUAUU